UUAGAGAGGUCCUGACAGGCAAAGAGGAGGAGUAAGUUUCUGUCUUCUCCACACCUCAUUUUUUUUCCCCUUCCUCCUCCAGUGCCUCAAAAAAUCACAUCAACCUGCUUAUCCAGCCACUCCCGGCCAGGAUAGUCCUGCUCUCUAUCACACAUUGCAUUUGAUCAGGAAGAUCCCAGGAGUUCAGGGGUUCCAACCCACCUGAUUUCACUCCAUUUCCAGAGGACCUGAAGGACUCCCUCCUCCCUCCGCUCUGCUCCUAAUCCAUGAGCAUCAUUCCCUUUCCAGAGACUUCAGCGGGCCCCGGCUGAGCCUGACGUCUCUCUCCUGCCUUCACCCACCAAGCCAAGGACUUUUAGCCUCUUUCCACCACUGCCAUGGGAUUCCAGCUACUCCUCUUUGGGCUGCCUGCCCUUGGGAUCUAUGCCCUGACAUCCCACUGCCUGAGAAAGAAGCCACAUCUGCUCCACAAGCCACACAGGUUUCCUGUUCGAUGCCGGCACGUCUCCCACCGGGGCGGUGCUGGAGAAGAGAUUGAGAACACUUUAGGAGCCUUUAGCCACGCACUGACCCAGAGGACAAACCUCUUGGAGAUUGACUGCCACAUGACAAGAGAUGGGGUUGUGGUUGUGUCCCAUGAUGACAACCUGGAACGCCAAACAGGGCAUGACAUCAAGAUCAGUGAGACGGACUAUAAGGAUCUACCACCCUAUAAGGAUUCUCUGGAGGUGACCUUUUCCCCAGGAUGCUACUCCCAUGGCAAAGACCACCGGAUUCCACGCUUGGAGGAGGUUUUCCAGAAAUUCCCUGGAGUACCGGUCAAUCUAGAAAUCAAAGAGGAUAGCGACGAACUCAUACGAAAGGUAGCAGAUCUUGUCCGAGAAUACGAUCGCUCCCACAUCACCAUCUGGGCCGCCUUUGAAGGGAAAGUACUGAAGAAAUGCUGUGCAGCUAACACAGAGAUGCCCUACAUCUUCUCCAUUAAACGUGGCAUCACAAUGCUUCUCCUGUACUACGUAGGGAUCCUGCCGUUUGUGCCGCUGAAAGAAACCUUCCUUGAGUUUCCAUUGCCCUCCAUUAUGAACAGGACAUAUUUUCCAGUAAAAAAGGGCUGGUUUGGAGCACUGGUGGCUAAAUUUGCCCACAGGAUGACCAUGCAGAGAAAGCUUUUCAAGCAUCUGGAAGACAGAGGAAUACAGGUUCUUCUUUGGGUCUUGAAUGAGGAUAAGUAUUUUGAGGAAGCCUUUAGCUAUGGAGUCUCCGGAGUCAUGACCGAUUAUCCCACCCUCCUCCGGAAGUAUCUAGACGCUCACCCACCCCUUUGUAGUGAAUGAUCCGCAAUGUGGGAGAAUAGCUCCUGACUGGAAAAGGGAGAGAGGUGUGUGAGGUCAGAAGAGAAGAAAAGACAUUUUGUUGGGGGUGGGGGUAAAAUACGAAACAAAUAAACCUUACUGUUACUAGUA
Podarcis muralis (Common wall lizard) is the source of this 1463-nucleotide messenger RNA. It is a transcript of the gene GDPD3, whose product is annotated as glycerophosphodiester phosphodiesterase domain containing 3. The record is from RefSeq and is a predicted model, not a curated record. Gene Ontology annotation, cellular component: endoplasmic reticulum membrane. Gene Ontology annotation, biological process: glycerophospholipid catabolic process. Gene Ontology annotation, molecular function: phosphoric diester hydrolase activity; phosphatidylcholine lysophospholipase A1 activity. NCBI's taxonomy places the organism in Eukaryota, Metazoa, Chordata, Lepidosauria, Squamata, Lacertidae.